UUCGAAUUGGGCAAAGAUUCAAACCAUACGAAUACUCGGGUAGUAUCGUUCAGGUUCUUCUUUCUGCAAGCUCAUAAAGCCCGCACACUGACGCAGAUUGGUACAGACUAAUUAUCGCGCAAUUUCAAUCUAAAACGGAAACAACACAAUCUAUUAUGGCGAAAAAUUGUGGAAGAAGGUAACGGAUUAAAUCAAUGACGGAAGACAGUUGCCCUAGGGUUUCAUCAUCAGCGGAAUCUGAUUCAUCAGUGACCAAACAAAGUCGGUUGUUUUGUAGAAAAAAGAGAAAGUGGGAUCAGCCUGACGAAUCAUUGCUUUCUGGUGGUGUAGCAGUUCCAGGGAUAUUUCCACUGGCAAACAUGGGAUAUUUGCCCAUGCCUGCUGUCUCCAUAGUGGCUGGUGCUCCUAUUGCAAUCCCUUUUUCCACUUCUAACGCCAACCCACUACAAGUUAUUCAGGUGCCUUUACAGCAACAUGCUGCUGCCAUCGUCCAAAAGCUAGUCCAACCGAAGAUCCAAGAUGAACUAAUAGCAAGAGAAAUUGUCAUAAAUGAUGCUGACUCGGCUGUUCGGUACAAGCUUACAAAGCGCCAAACUCAGGAAGAGAUUCAGAAGAGCACGGGGGCUGUCGUAAUCACUCGGGGGAAAUAUCAUCCUCCAAAUGCACCACCUGAUGGUGAGAGACCUUUAUAUCUCCACAUUUCUGCAGCCUCACAUUUAGAAACAACAGCAGAACGAAUUAAAGCAGUUGAUUAUGCCGCUGCCAUGGUGGAAGAAAUGCUUAAACAGCCAACAUUAAACAGUGGAGUUAAGGUUGAUCAUUUAUUAAGUACCUGUAUCUUUUUGGGAUUUGAGGUAGACCCAUCAGUGGACAUUGCUUCUCGUAUCCGUGGCCCAAAUGACCAGUAUGUAAACCACAUUACGAAUGAAACAGGAGCAACUGUCUCACUAAGAGGACAGCGUUCUGGGUUUGCUGAAAAUGGGCAGACUGAAGAAAUGCAACAACCAUUACAUUUGUUCUUGUCAAGCAGUGAUGCAAAAAGUUUUGAACGUGCUAAGCUCUUGGCAGAAAAUCUUUUGGAUACAAUUUGUGCCGAGUUUGGUUCGUCUAGGAUAUCUUCAUGUAAGGUGUAUGGUGCUGUUCCACCUCCACCUCAAUUGCAAGCUGGGAUCAACAGUCCUGGAAAUGCAUUAAAAGUCAAUGAUAUACCUGCUUUCAUGUCAACUACUCCUGGUUUGAGCAUUGUUGCCUCUCAGGGUCCAGUAUCUCAAUCUGGACUGCCAAAUUCUGCACUACCUCAAGCAAACACUUGUUAUCCUCACGGGUUGGCAACUGGAACAAGCUAUAUCGGUUAUGGUGGAAUAUAUCCCCAGGUGACGCCUUUGCAACAAGUUGCUUUUGCCCUUAGGCAGUCGACUUCUCCAGUUACAGCUACAAUUUCUCCUGCUAUCACAACAGCAAGCACAGACACACACCCACAGAGUGAGGUGCCCUCCCUUGCAAAUGAUAAGCGUUCCCAAAGACGAAAGUUUCAGGAGUUGCCUGCUGCAAAUCUAAACCAGGUAUUUUCACUGAUCUUCUAUGAAGCUAACAAGCUGAUACUGGACCUCUAUACUGGACAUUUGUAUAUGUUUCACAGGGUGCUAUAUUCACAUGGCAUGAGAUAGUUUCUUGCUGUUCCAUUGCGUCUUUCUGGUGCUGGUCAAAAUUCUGCUUUAUUGCUUCAUUUAUCUAUUUAUGGUAUAUAUGAGCAAAAUGCUCAGCUUCACAGCUUCCAGCAACAGUUUACGAAAAUCAUAUUGGAAGUUAAGUUCUAUAUCAUUUUCUGUAGUUGCUUGGAAAUAAAACUAUCCAUAAAUAACAUAUCUUGAAGCGGGGUUCUCUGGCUUUACUUCAUGUUGGAAAACCAAGCUUGGAGUAUCCAGGGUAGAAAAACUUCCUCAAGGAACCAGACCCUUGGAACAUCCUUGAAUUCCAGGAUGUUAUCCUUGUGUUUCAUUGCUGAGAGCCAGACCAAUCAAAGCCCUGUACAUACCAUAUCCAUCUAGCUUGAAGAGGUUAUGAAAUAAAUGAUACAGAAACACAGUUAAGAUUGAGGUUACAGAGAGAAGAGCAAGGGGAUGAGGAUGAUGCUCGGAAGAGCGGAUACUGUGGAAGGCUUUCGGGGUGGCCUAGAUCUCGAUGCUGCGUACUUAUUUUUUAUUUUUUAUUUAAGUAGAAGCUGCAGAAAUUGAACCAUAAGUAAAUAGUAAGCCAGGAUGGUGCUGGUCUUUCUUCUAGGCCUUUCGUCACCAAGUUAGGUCCUUAGCAGAAAGCCAUCUUACUUGUCUCAAACCCGCACCUCUCCAACUGGGCAUUGGCAUGAUUUCCAUUACAUGUCCUCAUUUAUAUCUUUUUAUUGUGUGCAUAUAGUGAGUUCCUUCCUUCGUUAGUUUAGAAGUGAUUUUUCCUGUUCCCUAUAUUCAUAUUCAUAUUCAUAUUCAUAUUUUAGAGGCAGAAAUUCUGAGCACUACUUGCAUUGUUUUGUGCUAAUUACAUAUGCAAUUUAUGGCGCCAUAUAUUUGCUAACUUGAGGGAUUUGUUAUAUGCUUUCCCAGAAGAAUAUGCAGGGAUCCGAAUUUCCCAUGCCACGUGAACUAACUUCACAUGUAGGUGUAAGAGAUAUUUCAGUUGUUCAAGAUGCUAAGAAGUUUGUCAAGCCUUCAUCUUCUCAAAUGCCUCCUCCUCCUCCUAAGCGUUCACUGCCUCCUCCUCCCCCACCAAAGUUCGACUCAACACCAAAA
Salvia miltiorrhiza (redroot sage) is the source of this 2783-nucleotide messenger RNA. RefSeq names its product protein RIK. The transcript is spliced from 11 exons. Gene Ontology annotation, cellular component: nucleus. NCBI's taxonomy places the organism in Eukaryota, Viridiplantae, Streptophyta, Magnoliopsida, Lamiales, Lamiaceae. Gene Ontology annotation, molecular function: RNA binding. Bases 195 to 1667 code for a protein of 490 amino acids. The record is from RefSeq and is a predicted model, not a curated record.